Globicephala melas (long-finned pilot whale) is the source of this 213-nucleotide messenger RNA. RefSeq names its product short transmembrane mitochondrial protein 1-like. The record is from RefSeq and is a predicted model, not a curated record. Gene Ontology annotation, molecular function: zinc ion binding. Lineage: Eukaryota; Metazoa; Chordata; Mammalia; Artiodactyla; Delphinidae.
AUGCCGGGUGAGGCAGCCUCGGUUGGCCCACGGAGCUGCAGCUGCCCUUCGAGCCCUCCUUGCCGACACAUACUCCAGUUCCUGCUUAGAUUUACUCUUGGCAACGUGGUGGGAAAGUAUCUGGCUCAGAGCUAUGACAUACCAAACCUGGCUAAAAAACUUGAAGAAAUUGAAAAGGACAUAGACACCAAGAAGAAACCCCCUAGUUCAUGA